UUGGUCUAAAUAAAUGUAUAACCCAAUCUCAACCCUAUUAGGCUAUGAUAUCAUCAUAUCAUCUACUCCCUCCAUUAGUCUUAGUCCAUUCCAAUUUCCCAUCUAUCUUCCAUUCUCCCUUCAACUCUUCAACUAAUCUCAACACCAAACUCUUCUCUAUUUCUCUUCUCUCUCAUCUUCAUCUCUCACUUUGUUUCACUACAUAUUUCUUCUCACAAACCCUGAGAAAACCCAACAACUACUCUUAAUCUUUUUCUUUCAUGUAAAAAACUGACUGAAAAAACAAAUGAAUCUGCUGUUUUUAUCCCAAAUUCUCCCCCAAUAAAAAAAAGUUUUGAUCUUGAAUUUGUGAAAUGAUCAGAAUGUUGCAAUCUCACUACAUUUUGAUCUUCUCCCUUAUUUUUUCUCUUCCAAUCAUCUUCUUUUUUGCUCCUCAUUUUCUCUCUCCUCAGCAACUUCCAAUCCCUCUACCAGAUGAAAUUGAUGAUCUUUCUUUGUUCAAUCGUGCAAUUUCAUCAUCAUUUUCAUCUCCUUCUUCAUCAACUUUCUCUUUCUCAAGAUUAGGUUCUCAUAAUCCCACUUUAAAGAUCGCAUUUUUAUUUCUUACAAACACUGAUCUUUUUUUUUCACCUUUGUGGGAAGUUUUCUUCAAUAGUUCAUCACCAAAAAAGUUCAACAUAUACAUUCAUGCUGACCCAGAUUCUGAUGUGAAAGACCCAGGUGGUAUUUUCAGAGCUAGAUUCAUACAAAGUAAGCACACUGAACGAUCUUCUGCUACUUUAAUAUCUGCUGCAAAAAGAUUAAUGGCUGCUGCAAUAUUAGAUGAUCCUUUGAAUUAUUACUUUGCUUUGAUUUCUCAAUCAUGUAUUCCAUUGCAUUCCUUUGAUUAUGUUUAUAAAACCCUAUUGGGGAGUAAUCGAUUCGGGUUUCGACAUGUUCCACAUAAGAGUUUUAUAGAAAUUCUUGACAAUGAGACAACUCUUCCUACAAGAUAUGUUGCUAGAGGGAGGAAUGUGAUGAUGCCUGAGGUUCCCUAUGAAAAAUUUCGUGUUGGGUCUCAGUUUUUUGUGUUGAAUAAGAAGCAUGCUUUGAUGGUGUUGAAGGAUAGGAAAUUGUGGAGGAAAUUUAGGCUUCCUUGUUAUAGGACUGAUUCUUGUUACCCUGAGGAGCAUUAUUUCCCUACAUUGUUGUCUAUGAAAGAUCCUAAUGGAUGUACUCAGUAUACUCUUACAAGGGUUAAUUGGACUGGAACUGUUAAUGGACACCCACAUAUGUAUCGCCCGCCUGAGGUUACGCCUGAGUUGAUCUACACUCUCAGGCAGUCUAAUUUUACUAAUGAUUACUUGUUCGCGAGGAAGUUCUCACCCGAUUGCUUGAACCCCUUGAUGGAAAUGGCUGACACUGUCAUCUUCAAUGACUGAAGAUGUUGAUUGUGCUGUCUGGUCUAAAAUUUUAUUCCUUUGAAGUGGGAGAAGAUCUGUUUUAGCAACCUCUAAGAUGCUUUCCCUCAUACCAACUACCUUGAAGGUGGUCAAUGCAAGAAUCAACUACCGACAACCAAACUACACUACCGGUAUGUUGGUUCAGAAAUCUCUUGAAUUGUACCAUAUCACGAGCUCCAUGACAUUAAGAAUUUGUCACUCGUUGUUGUUAGAAUCGCUAGUAUUUCUGUACAUAUAUGGUAAAGAAUGUUUUUGUACCAUAUCAUAUCAAGUAGCGUGAAUAUUUGAUGAGGGCGAAGGGGCUAUCGACUUUUGUUGAUAUGUAGUGGAAUGUGAAUGUCCUUUGCUCUUAAACCCGUCCCCUCAAUGUAGGGAUAGUGAGAAUUCAAAAGUUAGAAUCUCGUACUGUUGUUAUAUACUUCUAUAAGAUAUGCUCAAUUAGAAUUGAAAUGAUGCUGCAAAUCUGCAAUGCUUUGUUGUUUA
Messenger RNA from Beta vulgaris subsp. vulgaris (sugar beet), 1925 nucleotides. RefSeq lists its product as hypothetical. The transcript has 2 exons. Gene Ontology annotation, cellular component: membrane. Bases 354 to 1421 code for a protein of 355 amino acids. Gene Ontology annotation, molecular function: glycosyltransferase activity. The record is from RefSeq and is a predicted model, not a curated record. Lineage: Eukaryota; Viridiplantae; Streptophyta; Magnoliopsida; Caryophyllales; Amaranthaceae.